GGCUCUCUAUGGUCUCCCGGAGCAGUGGCUCUCCCGGUGUCGGUGGCCCGGGUGGACACGAUGUCCCUGCUGCCCGCAGUGCUGUUGGCGUUGUUGCUGCUGGCGGUGUGCGCAGUGCUGCUCGGACGAUGGCUGCUUUAUCGCCUGGCUACUAACUGGUGCCAGAAAAGGCUGGGAGCAGAUUUGAAGAUUGGAUCAGUGGGCUUCUUCUGGCUUCAGAACAUCAGCUUAAAGUUUGGGAGGCAGCAACAACAAAUUGUGGAUAUUGACAGUAUCUGGGUAUCUAGCAAGCUAUUGAAUCAUGAGUUGCCUCGAUACUUUGCUAUAUGCUUUGGGGAGGUGCGCGUUAGAACAGACCUUAAGGGGACAUCACACACUCAUCACCAUGCACCCAGUACUCCAGAUGAGGUUCCUGGAGAGAAUAAGAAGACUUUUCUCAGCCCCUCACUUCGUAAAAUAUUUUCUCAGCUGCUAUCUGUACACCUCGACUCCGUUAAUAUUAUGGUUCUCAAUGUGGCUGACUCAGAAUCCCUUUGGCACAUGACUGUUUCUAGGACAAACUUCAUCCUGGACAGCGAUGGGAAUAGGUUGGAGUGCACUCUGAGUCUUAAUCAUUUGACCAGCAAAUUAUUAAAAAGCAGCCAGCAGGAUGAAGCAUGUCUUGCAGAACUCUCGUUGGCUGUUACUCUGGAGUGCAGUAUCCAUGAAAGAUGCCUUCAAGCUGUCAGUCUGAGAGUGCGUAGCCUUCACGCUGAGCUGCAUGAAAGCCUGUUCCACAGUGAAUUACUUCAAAGGGGGCUACUUGAUGAACAGCAAAGUGGUGAUGAGGAGAGCAACUCAUCUGUGGAAAAGACAGACACAGAAAAUGCUGCGUCUCCAAAGUGGUUGCAGUUGGUGGGAAAGUUGCCCUGCAAGAUGGUUCUGGGCCUUGAAAAUAGCACUGUAGUUCUUUCAAUGAACAGUCAGCAGAGGCACCUUAACUGGACUUUGAAACUGUUGCAGUUGUCAUACACGCGGGAGGAAGACCAGCUACCUUUGCGCAAGUUCAUUGGGACAUCAGAGCUGGCGCAGAUGAGUGCUGAACUUCUGGUGGAAGAUGGUCUCCUGCUUUCUCAAAGCCGUCAGAGAAUCAUCUGCCUGAAUCACUUGAAGGCCGCUGUACACGUCAACUCCAUUGAUAUUCAGAGCUCCAUAGCACUUAACACUUGCAUCAUUCACUAUCGUCACCAGGAGUUUUCUCAUUGGUUCAGCUUGCUGGCGCUGGAACGCCAGUUACAAAGAUCACCAAGAGCCUCAACCAAAAAUUCUAGACCAUUUCCUGUGAUUUUGGCCCCUAUAAUAUUCAACUCAUCCAUGUGCAAUGUCAAUGUGUCUGUCCAGCUGGGAGAGGCCCAACCUUUUGCUGUGGGAUUUUCAUCUAUUUCACUAGAGUUCAAGCACUUACGUACCCAGAACCUGCAUCAAAGGGCUGUCCUCUCUGUGAGCAAUCUGUGCUGGAGGGUGGGAAAGGACUCUCAUAUCCAGCAAGCUCUCCAUCUACCAAGCACGCACGUUUGGGGAGAGGCUUUUGUUCUCGAUUGCUUCAGUUUACAGGGCAGCUACAAUAAAUCUCUGGGUGGAGGCAUUAUGCAGGCAGACACACUCUUCAUAGAGUCUACUGUACAGGGUCUGCAGGUAGAGUUCUCAGAUACCUGUGUGGAAUGUCUCUCCCGUGUACUAAGCCUGCUCCCUAACCAGUCAAAAUAUCCAGUUCCAUCAUCGCAGAACGCACUUGCUGUAACCUCUCCAUUUGGGGAACCAUGCAGCAAACUGGCCGUCCUCUGGAGAGUGGAUGUCCGUGUGGAGGAAGUGAACCUGUUUACAUUGUCCACCCUGGUGGGUGCUUCACAAGUCAGAAUAGACCUUUUUACUGUACAGAGAAGUGCUGAAAGCUGCAAUGUAAGGCUGCACGGCUUUGCCUUGUCUCUACUGAAAUCCGUCACUGAGAAGAUGGAACUUUGCUGCAAGUCUGUAGACAUUCCUGAACCACUGCUCUACUUUUCCACCCUGUCCUCCACAUACUUCACCACUAUCCAUUCCUUAGAGGUUCAAUGUGACAAUGAGCUGUUUCUGCACUGGAGUCCCUGUGAUCAUAUGUACUUGUACCAGCACACUUUGUCUACCCUGCAGUGCAGGGAUCUGCUGCUUACAACCUUGAACAGAGAGGCCCAGCCCUCAGCAUCAACCACUGAGGGCAAAGACAGUUUUCCUCCUAUGUCACCAAAUUCUGUAACCAAAAGUCCAGGCACUGAGCCUGGUUGUCACAAAAAAGGACUGCAGAUCACACUGGAAAUUAAUUCUGUGAAAUUGGAGAUUGAUGUUUCACAAACAAACUGCUUUCUGUUCACUGGUCAGAGCAUCUGGUUGAACAAGAAUGGUGGUUCCCUUCAGGUGCGUUCCCCGGAGGUGACUGUCAAUGUUGAUGGACACAGUAUCUUUCUGUUUAAAGAUAUUGAUGCACAAAGACUACCUGAACUGGAAGAUAUGUUGUUGCACCGCAGCCACUUUCCCUCACUGCUCACCGAGAGGAACCGAGCUUGGGUUCUUUCUCUUAGCAGCAUGUCCAUGGAGUUCCCUCAUAGAUAUGACUUCUCCUGUAUCCUUGAUAAAGCCAUUGGGGUGCAAAAGUGGUUGAAAGGUCUCCAUCGCACACAACGAACUGGACCUGAGCCUCUCCCACCAGACCUGGUGCUGAGGGUCAAGCAGUUUUCUUUCGCAUUCCUGGACGAUGUGUUUGAGGUUAAAUUGAGAGACAACUAUGAGUUGAUGAAAGAUGAGAGCAAGGAGAGUGCCAAGAGGUUGCGACUCCUGGACGAUAAAGUUGCUGCUCUGCGCAAGCAGCAUGGAGAGCUGCUUCCUGCGAGGAAGAUCGAGGAGUUGUAUGCGUCCCUUGAGAAGAAGAACAUAGAGAUAUAUAUUCAGCGCUCAAAGCGUUUGUAUAGUAACACUCCAAUGAGAAAGUCACUGCUGACCUGGACUAUGUCUGACCUUGAAGUGGUGGCGUUGGCAGAUGAAUCACUUCACGGGCCAGAAAAGGUGGUAGAGAACAUGAGUGACAUUGACAGCAUUAGCCCUUUUCCCUCUGAAGGUUUACCUCUAGUUAUACAGUGGUGUCGCAUGAUGAAGUGCUCUUUGAAAACCUUUUACGUGCGAAUUCGUGAUUAUCCCCGCUAUCUUUUUGAAAUUCGGGACUGGCACCUUUCUGGAAGACUUCUUGGGGCUGAACAAAGCGGGCAAGCAAGCGCACGCCGGAAACAAGUCAUACAACUAGGCAUGCCGUGGGGGGAUGCAAUUGUAGAAAGGAACAUGCCACCUUUAAAGUUCUUCCAUGACUUUCACUCCGAGAUUCAGCUGUAUACUAUAGUUUGGGGUCCAUGCUGGGACCCUGCCUGGACUUUGGUGGGGCAAUAUGUCGACCUCCUCUCCAAGCCUUCCGUAGAUCCUAGUGCUCCUCUGCCUUGGUGGGAUAAGAGCCGAUUGCUCCUUCACGGACAUUUCAGCAUGGACAUUGAACAGGCUAAUCUACAUCAGCUGGCUACUGAGGACCCAUAUAAUACGACGGAGAACAUGCACUGGGAAUGGAACCGCCUCAAGUUUGCCUGGAAUCCUGGGCAGUUCAUCUUCAAAGGAGACAUGGAUGUUAAUGUCCGGACAGCCUCCAAGUAUGAUGACUGUUGCUUUCUUCAUUUACUGGAUCUCUGCAUGAUAUUUGACCUUCAGUGGCUGUGCCAUGGAAACCCACAUGACCAUCAUAAUGUAGCACUUCGUUCCCCAGACUUCCUACCGGAAUUCUCAUCCAUCCAACCACAUGACUCUUACUGUGCCUUCCGUUCCGAGAACCUUAAUCUCUCCAUCAAGAUGGACCUAACCCAGUCACAUGGUGAAGCCUCUCAGCCACGUAUCUUGCUAUAUAGCAGCACCUUGCGCUGGAUGCAGAAUUUUUGGGCUACGUGGAGCAGUGUUACACGACCUAUCUGCCGAGGGAAGCUCUUCCACAACUUGAAGCCAGGCAAGAAGAAGCUCGGGCAGCAUUACAAGCAGCUAUCUUACACAGCCUUGUUUCCACAGUUGCAGAUUCACUACUGGGCAUCGUUUGCACAGCAAAGAGGGAUCCAAGUUGAAUGCAGUCAAGGAGAAAUAUUUACCCGUGGUGUGCAAAGGCUUAUUCCACAAGCUGGCACUGUGAUGCGCCGUCUUAUAUCUGAGUGGAACGUGCCUCAGAUGACCAGCAAGUUAAAUGUGGUGACUGUACACCUUAUGGCUUCAACCUGUGAUGAGAAUGCUGACCACCAGCUGGACUGCCAAGUUCAGAAAACACAUCUCCUUAGCCUUUCCUCACUGAGCUAUGACAGACAGGAACUCUCUGCCACAGAUGAAGAAAAUGCCACCUAUACCCAUCGCUUGCAUCUGGUGGAUCUACGGGCCUCUUGGACAACACUAAACCGAGACAUUGCGUUUGGCCUGUAUGAUGGUUACAAGAAAGCAGCUGUGCUGAAACGCAAUCUGUCUACAGAGGCACUGAAAGGGCUUAAGAUUGACACUCAAAUUCAAGCCAAAAAACCAAAGCGUGGUUCCGUGCGCAACUUCCCCGGUACAAAAAAGGUCACCGCACCUGUUAUCACGGGAAGAACAGAAAGGUCACCCUCAGGAGGGGCGGACAUGCUGCAGAAACUGAUAGAUGAGACGGAUAAGUUUGUGGUGUUCACAGAGGAGGAAUCUGGAGUGAGCGAGCAGCUUUGUGGCAAAGCUCCUUGUCAGGACAAAGACAUCUAUAAUCACAACUGGCUCAUUGAGCUGGUAAACUGCCAGAUGGUGCUUCGAGGAGCAGAGACAGAGGGAUGUGUCAUUGUAUCUGCAGCAAAAGCUCAGCUCCUGCAGUGCCAACAUUAUCCCUCCUGGUAUGGAGACACCCUGAAGCAGAAAACAUCAUGGACAUGCCAGCUUGACAGUAUGCAAUAUUUUGCCACCACCGAGAGCAGCCCAAGUGAUGGAGAAGACAGCCAACAAUGGUUAGAGGUGAAGAACAUAGAGGAGCAUCGUCACAGGAAUCUAGACUCUGUGCAGGAACUCAUGGACAGUGGUCAGGCUGUCGGGGGCAUGGUUAGCACUACCACAGACUGGAGUCAUCCGGCAGAGGCCCAGCAAAACCAACAGGUGCAAAGGAUCAUUUCUCGUUGUAACUGCCACAUGUAUUACACCAGCUACAGCCAUGAUAUUGAUCCAGAGCUGGCAAUGCAGAUUAAACCUCCAUCAACACCUACACAUCCAGAGAAGGAAGAUUUAUUGAAAGGACAAGAGGCAGCUGCAGAUACUUUUACACUAAAACAUCAGCAUUUGGAGAUAUCCACCAACCCUGCUCAAUAUGCUAUGAUUUUGGACAUCGUCAACAACUUGUUACUACAUGUAGAACCAAAGCGAAAGGAACACAGUGAGAAGAAGCAGCGUGUUCGUUUCCAGUUGGAGAUCUCCAGCAAUCCAGAGGAGCAGCGCAGCAGCAUUCUGCAUCUUCAGGAAGCUGUGCGGCAACAUGUCCUGCAAAUACGCCUGCUGGAGAAACAAAUGUACUUAAUCAUGAAGUUACUGCAUGAUGAAAGUAAGAAUGAUUCUCUGCAUGAGCAGCAUCAGAAGCUUCAAGGCCAGUUAUGUCGGGAGAAGAUGGACCUGCAGCAGAAGAGUGAGGAGCUGAACAUUCUAAUCAGAUGUUUCAAAGAUUUCCAGCUACAGAGAGCAAACAAAAUGGAACUGCGCAAGCAGUCAGAGGACGUGAGCGUGGCACGUCGCACUGAGUUUUAUUUUGCACAGGCACGGUGGCGUCUGACGGAGCAGGAUGGGCAACUGGGCAUUGCAGAGCUAGAGCUACAGCGAUUCCUCUAUAGCAAGGUCAAUAAGUCUGAUGACACUGCAGAACAUCUGUUGGAGCUGGGUUGGUUUACCAUGAACAAUCUGCUGCCCAAUGCAGUCUACAAGGUAGCGUUACGUCCACAGAGCCCAGGACAGUCAGGGAGACAGCUUGCACUGAGACUGUUCAGCAAAGUUCGUCCUCCUGUAGGCGGUAUUUCCAUUAAAGAGCACUUUGAGAUAAAUGUGGUGCCUCUGACCAUCCAACUCACGCACCAGUUCUUCCACAGAAUGAUGGGUUUCUUCUUUCCUGGGCGCAGUGUGGAGGAGGAGGAAGUCGGUGAUGAAGAGGAUAAGUCCAAACUCGUCACAACAGGCAUGCCUGUAAUGAAACCACGGCAGCUAAUUGUUGCUGAAGAUACUGUGUCCCUUGGGCCAGGGAAAGGAGGUGGUCAGGGGUUGAACAGGACAACUGGAGUUAGAAGAUCUUUCCGAAAAGCACCUGAGCAUCCUGUGGAUGACCUGGAUAAAAUGAAGGAGCGAGCGGCAAUGAACAAUUCUUUUAUCUACAUUAAAAUACCACAGGUGCCUCUGUGUGUUAGUUACAAGGGUGAAAAGAACAGUGUGGAUUGGGGUGACCUUAACCUAGUGUUGCCAUGCUUGGAGUACCACAACAAUACCUGGACGUGGCUGGACUUUGCCAUGGCAGUUAAAAGAGACAGCCGGAAGGCUCUGGUAGCUCAGGUGAUUAAGGAGAAAUUGCGCUUAAAGCCAGCUGCAGGAGCCGAAACCAAAGUUAAGGGGGAGACAAAACAGGAUAUGAACCAACAGGAGGAGGACGAGAAGGCCCGACUGCUCAUUGGACUAAGCAUGAGUGACAAAAACCCCAGCAAGAAAUCAUUAUUAUUUGGAAGGCGAAAAUAGGCCGUGGGUGUGAACCUUUGAAGAUCACUUUUCCUUCACAGAUAAUACAUGCUGUGGAUGCCGUACCCAAUUGUUCUGGCCUACACAGAGUCUUAAAGUCUGUUACUGCUACACAGACAAAUUAUGCUUUGGGCAAUGGCGUUCAGAAUAGGAUGAUGUUAUCAGCUACCCUAGCUUGAGGUCUGUAAGCUGGAGAAUCAAGGACAUUAUUCCUGUCUGUUUGAUUGCUGCAAUCACCAAAGUAGAUUUGGUGAUAGGAAAAGAUUGAUUCUCUGUAGAUUCUAAUAUAAUACUAAUAUCUUCCGCCUCUAUCACAGCAGUCUUUUUCCACUGGACAUAUUCCUGUAAUUAUGACACAAAUCGAGCCUUCAUUUCUAUCCAGGGUGUUGUAAUCAGAAAGUACAUUCAGUGAAUGUUAUUUGCGUGGACACAUCUGUCCGUUUAUAUUAUAAAAUAAAAUGACAUAUAAACAAACACUGCUGGGCAAUUAUCCUACAUCUUUUGCAUGUGUGUGGAAAGUAGAUUGUGGCUAAUGCCAGCCUGGCACAGAAGAAAGGGAGGUAUGUAUAAUAUUAAAUAUUACCCUAAAGGCAGUGUCACAACAUGCAUGGCUAUCUUCAGAAACAUGUUCCCAGCAGAGUUAAUGCAAAUAAUAUGUGUAGCCAACAUUGCCUGCACUUGUCAGACAACAGCCCAGUUAUAAAUGUGUUGAAUUUGGAGAUAAUAUGGCCACGUACGAGCACAAAGGUAAAGUCGAGUACUAUAACUGGAGAGGGCUAUUUACCCUUCCUCAGCCUUUUAAAGCAUCAGGGCAUAUCCUCGUUAAGAAUAGCCAGCAGCUGUUAAGUGCGGCAACGCUGGAGAAAUAUUUAAAUGACCUACAAAUUUAUGUGCAUAUUUAACAAAAUAUCCUACUUAUUCACAAACAGAUUGUGCCUAUGCAGAAGGCAAGCUUAUCUUAAGUAACACGUUAAAUCAUUUUCUACAAGCAGGGGACAGUAGCAUACAACGUGAGUAUAGUUCCCAUUUGUGUGAUUGCUACUGACCUCUCUCUGUGGGGAUAAAACAUUAUAGAAGCAGGCAAAUAAUAAACUAUUGACGCUUCCUUGUGAAUAAUCUAUUUACAAGAAGUUAGUAAU
Pelobates fuscus (common spadefoot toad) is the source of this 7940-nucleotide messenger RNA. It is a transcript of the gene BLTP2, whose product is annotated as bridge-like lipid transfer protein family member 2. Bases 61 to 6801 code for a protein of 2246 amino acids. The record is from RefSeq and is a predicted model, not a curated record. The transcript is spliced from 39 exons. Lineage: Eukaryota; Metazoa; Chordata; Amphibia; Anura; Pelobatidae.